This is a messenger RNA of Neocloeon triangulifer, 4726 nucleotides long. It is a transcript of the gene Girdin, whose product is annotated as girdin. Lineage: Eukaryota; Metazoa; Arthropoda; Insecta; Ephemeroptera; Baetidae. Bases 154 to 3717 code for a protein of 1187 amino acids. Gene Ontology annotation, cellular component: cytoplasm; centrosome. Gene Ontology annotation, biological process: cytoplasmic microtubule organization; cytoskeleton-dependent intracellular transport. The record is from RefSeq and is a predicted model, not a curated record. The transcript is spliced from 21 exons. Gene Ontology annotation, molecular function: microtubule binding; dynein light intermediate chain binding.
GGGGGCGGAUGUUGUGAUCCUCGAGAGAAAAAACAACAAAAUAAUGAGCCUCGAGUCGUUUUGAAAGCAAUGGCCGCUGGUGCACAAUUUGAGACGUGCCUUCUGAAGGGUUGAAUUCUUUUGCCGUCCGAAUUUGGCCCGAAUGCAGUGGCCAUGGCGACAAGCGGCAGCUACUCGUCUUUAAUUGAGGAAGACAACUGGGACAACGGCUCUGAGGCCAACAUGGCCAGGGCCUCUUUGAUGAAUGGGCACCUUGUUUUUUGGCUUAAAUCUUGCCUUGUCGACUCCGAUCUGUUGCAAAACUUUGAGGAUUUGAUUGACGGACCUCUCCUAUAUGAAGUUCUGCAAAGAAUUGAUCCUGAUGGCAAUCCAUCUACAGAGGUUCAGGAGUCUCAUGGAGACCCUACAGUUCGACUAAAAAAUUUAGACAUUGUUGUCAAUGGCCUCAAAGUUUUUUAUGAGAAGGAGGGUCAAGGCUCUGUGCUUUUGUCAGUUCCCGACGUCUCUCUAUUGGCCGUCAAUCCUGAUGAUGGCGAUGUUUCUGUUACCUCUGAAGCACGUCUUCUCUUGGUACUAUUACUAGGGGCGGCUGUACAAUGUCAGGAGAAGGAAAAUUUUAUCCUCAAACUCAAAUCACUGCCUGUCGACGUUCAGUUGAAAAUAGUAGAAAACAUUAAGGAGGUCACUGAGGAAGGAAGCAUUGUCCUGAGUGGAGAGCAGGCAACAGACCAGAUGUCUUCAAUUUAUAAGAUGGCAAAAGAUCGAGACCGUUUCAUGUCCCAAUACAUCAAACUUUUGGCCAAGGAUGGUCGAGAGGACGGAGUUUCUCGAAGGAGCAUGUCUGUGGACGACAGCACCAAUGCUAUGCAUCAUGUUGUUGAGAUUGCAGAGUGGAAGUCUAAAUUACGAAGAAGGACACAAGAACUAGAGGAAAAGGGAGAAGCUCUGAUGGAGUGCAGAGAGGAGUUAGAAAGCAUGAAAGAAAUUGUUGGAAAAUUAAAGCAAGAGGUUUCAGAUUUAAGUUCUUCUGCUCGAUCGGCCAAGUUGUACAGAGACGAACUUGAUGCUGCCAGACUUAAAGCCGAGAGGUGCGAAAGAGUUGAAGCUGAAUUGGGUAGGGCCAGGGACAAACUUAGAGAUCUGGAGUAUUUGAAAUCAUUGACGAGCGAACUUCAGAGCGAUAAUAGACUGUUGGUGGACCGAACACAGGACCUUGAAGAACAGCUGUCGAGAGCAAGGGCACGAUCAGAAGCCAUCAUUGAUUUGGAGGCACAAAUUGCUCGUCUGAAGCAAUCGAAUAAUGAUGGAAAUCAAGACAGAGAAGAGUUGCAGGAAAAAAUUAGGGAUUUGACUGAAGAGAAUACACAGCUUCAACUAAGACAGCUUUCCCUUGGUCGAUCCGAUCCGAAGAACGCGAGUCAGGAACUAGAUCCCAACCUUAAUGACGGAGUUGGCAGCGGUGGCAGUUUGCUAGAUCAGCUGCAAACAAGCGCUCAGAGUGAGGUUGUUAAGUUGAAGAUGGAGAAUUCUCGGAUGCGAGCGGAACUUGACUCUUUAAAAGAAAAUCUGUCCUUGGAAACAGCCAGUUUGCAAACUGCCUUAGACAAUGAGAAGAAAAAGUCGGCCCUAAAGGUUGAAGAACUUCUUUCUUCUGAACGGGUGCAUCGUCAGCUGCAGUCGACUCUCGAAGACACUGUCCGAGAAUUGACCAAUGAAAAGAAGGAGCUUGGCUCGCAAUUGCAAGACUCUGCGAUUCAAUCUCAAAAGCUUGCCACUGAGUUGCAGGAAUCAAAGCAGCACAUUGUUGAAUUGUCUGACAAAGUGUCCCAUUUGGAGUCUGUGCACAGGGCCAACGGAGUGUUGUGGGAGGCUGAAAGGACCAAGCACACCUCAGGACAGCGGGAAAUUGUUCUGCUUAGGACAGAGAAAGAAAGGGCGUUGGAAAAUUUGGCAACCAAAUCUGCCCUGCUAGACGCGGAAAUUUCCAAGCGGAGAGAGUUUGAGGGCAAAGCAACUGAACUCAAGGCUGCCCUGAAAGUGGCCAAGGACACUAUCCAGAGAUCUUCUGAGCUCGAGCAGCAAAUGAAUGAGACUAUCAGUCAGCGAGACUUGUUGAAUAACUCAUUGAAAGAUUUACAAAACAAACUGACGCAGGAGAAAAUAGAUAAGGAGAAACUAAACAGCCAGCUUGACUCUGUUUUUAGCACUGUCAAGCAAAUAGCAAAUUGCGAGAACAUAGAUAGAAUCACAUUGACCGAUUACGAGGCCAUGCUGACUUUAUUAGCGCAGAAUCCUGAACUUAUCAACACUUUGAAAGAGAAGCAGAAAGGAAUCACAGAGGGAGGAGUCUGUGUGGAAACUCCAACUGAAGCUGAAAUCCAGGCUGAGGUUGAUGCAAACAAUAAAAUGCAGGAAAUUGCUGAGCUUCAAGUAAAAAUUUCUUUGCUUGAGUCCCAAAUUGCCUCAUUACUCAACCAACAAACGGCUCAGCAGCUGGCAAAUACUCAGUUGGCAGCUGAAAAAGAAGAGUUGUGUCACCAACUUGAGAAUCAAGUGGCUCAAAAUAGCCAGCUGGCCCAGGAUAUGGCUAACCUUCAAAAGAUCCAUGAAACUCUUAGCAUGGAGUAUGAGGCUGCUAGGAAUGAGCGUGAGUCUACAAGGAGUGAACUAAAGGCUGCACAAAAGGAGCUCAAAGUAGCAACAGCAGAAAUCAAUGCACUCAAAAUCACCAACCAAGACCAAGAACUUCUCAGAAUUGAAGCAAAGACACUUGCCAACCUUCGAGCCGAACAUUCAAAGCUGAAGGAGGACUUCAGGCAGCUCUUCUCUGCCUCUGAAAGAUUGAAAAUGGAGGCCAGAUCAAGAGACGAUGAACUGAGAAGGACAAGGGUUGAACUGGGAACAGCAAGGAUAAACACAAGGCAGCUUACCACAAGUCUAGAAAAUGAAAAAGAAGUUAAUACUAGAUUAAGUGCCAGACUCACAAGAGUCGAUACUAAGCUUCAGCUGCUUGUUGGUGUUGCACAUUCUCUCGAGGAAGACAGGCGGAGUCUCAUGAGCCAUGUUACGUCUCUUUUGAGCCAAUACCACGAACUCCUUUCAAAUUCAAUGGAGGACAAGGAGUUUUUCCACAGCCAGGAAAAGAUAUUCUUGGAAAAACUCAAUGGACUCAUGAGGCAGAAGGAAAACUUGGAACAAAAAAUUAUGGACCAUUAUCGGAGGCUCGACAGCUGUUCGACAAAAAAGAAGGGGUUUGGUGCCAAUUUAGUCAAAAAAGUUAGGAAAGCUGGUUCGGACAUCAUCAGCAAAGUUCCUAGAGGAAGAAGCCGAUCGAGAAACACUGCCGAGGGAGCAGACACCUCUGCGUCCUCUGAUUUGAACACAACUCACGAUUCGGAGCACAGUUCUGACGAGACAGUGUCCGAUCACGGUAGCGGCCUUCCUCUCGAUUCGGACACAGAUACGUCUUUGAGCACAGUUGGAACCAGAAGGGCUAUUUACUACGAUGACGAUCAUCCCUCUUCAAGUCUAGGGGAGCCUCUGGACAAUCCAACCAACGACACAAAAGAGAGGAACAUUUUGGUCUACAACAAAAUAUCAGCGGUUGUCGGGACGACAAACAACGUGCAGUCACCCGGCUCCAACCACAACAAUCACGACACCCCUGAUCAGCCGAAACCCGAGAGCUCCAUCUGGUAUGAGUACGGGUGUGUCUGACAUAAGGCCCCCACCCCCAAAAACCCCCAUUCCUAAUCAAAACUUUGAUCAGGGCAACUCACCACCACUUUUUGGAUACUUAACUUAUCGACUGAAUUUAUUGCCUGUGGUGAUUCCGUACAGCAGCUUUUGUAAAUCCCGACUUUACAUCAAUUAAUUAACAAGCACACUCUGUAGUCAGAUAGUUACCCUCAAGCAGCAAUGAAUCCAUUUUUUACGGUGCUAAAGUAAUAAGAAACAGCUCAAUAUCGAGUGCCUUUUCUUGCAAUUAAUGAGCUGUAUUUUGGCCCAAGGUCAAAUGAGACCAGCAAGGCUUUUUUGGAAACUAACAUUCUCGCGCACAACAUUUUGCAAUGACAUGUCAAUUUCCUAUUAUCUAACUUUUUUUAGAUAUUUAUUGUUGAUUUGGUCUCUUGUUACUAAAAGUAUUCAAGUGCAAUUUUGAAUGCAGCCUAGUAGUUUUAGAAACAUAAGGUUAAAUUUUGGAUUUUACUAAUCUUGUUGCACUCUUGUCACAAACUUUUAUAGUAGUUUUAGAAACUAAUCCUACCAUUGCUUAAUGUGGGGGCCAAUUUUUUCACCAUAUUUUUGCCGCUUGUAUAUUUUAUUUCAAUGAUUUCCAUCUACGGAGGCCUUUAAACUACCUUUUGGAUUUUUUUACUCAAAGUUUUAUCGAUAGACAAUUGCGCAUUCUUGAAUAAUGCAUGAUGCCUUUUUAACGCUGGAACCAUUGUGAUUUUCUUUUACUGGAAAAUUUCCUUACGAGUAGGGAUAAUUAUUUAUUUUUAACAACCAAGAGGUCUUUUGUAAACUAGAUAUACGAAAUUGUGCCUUUCUUUUCGUGUAGCCAUGUAAGUAGUUAUCAAAAGUAGUGAUCUCUUUAAAUUUUUGGACACUCUUCUGCGUCACUCAUGUUUUGUAAUAUUAUUAUGCACUUCUACGAUCAACGAAAAUUGAAAAUAUGAAAUGAUUGUUUUGAGAAUUUUAAAUACAUGAUGUGCAAACAAAA